AUGUCGGAAACCGAAAAUCCAGCAGUGGUAGAAGCACUGGCGAAGAUGUUCCCGUCGGACGAUCCUCUCGAUUCUGUCGAUUUUGACGUUACUCAAUAUAUAAAUGCGAUGUUUCCUAAUGAGCAGAGCUUGAGUAACUUGGAUGAAGUGAUUUUAGAGUUGAGUGAAAGGAUAGAGCAUCAUGAAGGUGAAGUCUCAAAUCUCAUCCGCGAAGGCCACCAAGACGGAAAACAAUCCGCUCAAAUGCUCGACGAAGCCCAAGUCGACCUCCAAAAACUCGUCUCCUCAAUCAUGGAGAUCAAAACCAGAGCUGAAGAAUCGGAAAGAAUGGUCUCCGAAAUCACCCGUGACAUCAGACAACUCGACCAAGCCAAAAGAAAUCUCACCGCUUCGAUUACUACGUUGAACCAUUUACACAUCGUGCUUGAUGGAGUUGAAAAUUUGGAGAAAGCGACGACGGCAAGGGAUUAUGGCCUUGUCGCGACGCUUUUACCUGGUGUUUCGAACGUUAUUGAGCAUUUAGACGUUUACAAAGACUCCGUCGAGGAGAUUCAAAUCGUCACUCAGCGCAUGGCAAAAAUCCGCACCGAUCUCUCAACAUUCGUCACCAAGGACUUCUCUCAAGCCUUCGCCAUUUCGUCAAAAGAAAAGCUCGAUAUUCAAAAUGUCAAGUCGGCAUGUCAAGUCGCCGAUUGUCUUGAUGUUACAGUGAGGAAUGAAGUUAUUAGCAGUUUUAUUGUGUCGCGACUGUCCGAGUACAAGUUGCUAUUUGACUCGAGCCAGGAAGUGGCUUGGUUUGACAAGAUUGACAGGAGAUUUGCUUGGGCGAAAAAAGCGCUGAUGGACGUAGAAGGAAGAUUCGGAGAAAUCUUCCCCGCUUCAUGGGAGAUUUCGGAACGAGUAGCGGUUGCUUUUUGCAAAUUGACGGUAGAAAUGAUGUCGAGCGUUUUGGAACAAAGACAUCACGAACUCGACGUAAAACUUCUUCUCUUCGCGAUCCAGCGAUCGAGGAUGUUCGAAGAGCAACUUGCGAAGAGAUACAGUGGCAUUACAAUCACCGGCAAUCAAACGAAACCCGAGCAUGAGGGGCCGAAAGAAUCAACAAAUCCUUUUGAGAACGAUUUUGGAUCCGAAAGCGGUAGUCAAUCAGAACUCAGCGAAACGAAGCUCGACGAGAAACUAGCGAAGAAGGAGAGUCCCUUCUCUAGAAUGGUCACGUGCGCGUUUUCGAAUUAUUUGUCAAUCUACGUCAAUGCUCAAGACCGUUCGUUGAAGGAACUUGUGCAGCGAUUUGUUACUGAUUUUGCUAUAGAAUCUAGCCAGACUUGCGAAGUCCUCCCUAGCUGCGCUGAUCUGUUUGUUUACUACAAGAAAUGCUUGGUUCAAUGCAGCCAGUUGUCGACAGGAGAGCCACUUUUGAAUCUUUCCAAGAUCUUCGCCGCGCAUUUGAGAAACUACGGAAACAACGUACUUAUGAAUAAUUUACCAAUCAACACCAAAACUACCAACGCUGCUCAGUCAGCGUUAUCCCAAAUGACUGCGUUACUGAAAGAAGAGUCGGCGACGAGAUUAACGCGGCAUGAUUUGGCUCUGACUUGUCUCUUGCUCAACUCGGCGGAUUAUUGCAUAGACACGAUCUCAGCACUGGAAGAUAAGCUCAUUGAGAAGGCCAGUCCUGAGUUCAAAGAGAGAAUCGACUUCUCUCCCGAAAAAGACCUCUUUUCCGACGUCAUCAAAACCAGCAUCGGCCUCCUCGUUCAAGACACCGAAGGAGCUUGCGGACCCGCUUUCCAAGCUCUUUUGAAAACAAACUGGGCCGCCUUCCACAAUGUAGCUGAUCAAUCUGCUUAUGUAACUGCGAUUUUGAAGCAUCUGGAAGAGCAAAUUCCGUACAUAAGAGAUUUACUUGCAAAUGCGAGGAAAUAUUUUACUCAGUUCUGCAUCAAAUUUGCCAGCUCCUUCAUCGGCAGAUUUACAUCAACGCUGUUCAAAUGCAAGCCAAUCUCCACCAUCCCCGCGCAACAAUUACUUAUUGAUACACAAGUUCUUCAUUCCGCGCUGCUCAACUUGCCUUCCAUUGGUUCUUCAAUCACUCGCAAGCCGCCACUUUCCUACACAAAGACCGUGAGUUCAAAAAUGUGUCACGCAGAAAACAUCCUCAAAGUGGCAAUGAACGACCACAACGACCCAACGCAAUUCAUUCAAAAUUUCAAAACGCUUCUUCCUGACGGCGAUGCUGAUACGUUCAAGAGGAUUAUUGACAUGAAAGAUCUUCGGCGAUCCGAAGCGACUUCGCUGCUAGAAAAAUACAGAGGAAAUGUGACCACGGCAGAGGAUACGGAGCAAUACAGCUUGAGAAAACUAGAAAGACUUAUUAAAAAUCGCCUCUAA
Molecule: messenger RNA, 2391 nt
Organism: Oikopleura dioica
Lineage: Eukaryota; Metazoa; Chordata; Appendicularia; Copelata; Oikopleuridae
Source: the annotation of a GenBank genome assembly